Anopheles stephensi (Asian malaria mosquito) is the source of this 1184-nucleotide messenger RNA. RefSeq names its product clathrin light chain (gene Clc). The coding region runs from base 148 to 840 and encodes 230 amino acids. Lineage: Eukaryota; Metazoa; Arthropoda; Insecta; Diptera; Culicidae. The transcript has 6 exons. Gene Ontology annotation, cellular component: plasma membrane; postsynaptic endocytic zone cytoplasmic component; synaptic vesicle membrane. Gene Ontology annotation, molecular function: clathrin heavy chain binding; structural molecule activity. Gene Ontology annotation, biological process: clathrin coat assembly; intracellular protein transport; clathrin-dependent endocytosis. The record is from RefSeq and is a predicted model, not a curated record.
CAUUCCGUCGCGUCAUUAAAAAACUUGGGAUCGAAAAAGUUUUUCCUGCUCCAGCGAAAAAGUAAAAGCGUUUUGUGUCCGCAUUUUCGCAGUGGAAAUCUCGUUGCGUGUGUUUUUACGGAAAGCGAACCGAUCUCGCCCGUCGUCAUGAACGCGUUUGGUGAUAAUUUCGAACAGUCGGAGGUGGAUCCGGCGGCCGAGUUUUUGGCCCGUGAACAGAACGCCCUCGCUGGGCUGGAAGAUGAAAUUCCGCCCGUGUCUGGUGCGGCAACGUCCGCCACGAAUGGUUCGGUCAAUGGUGAUCCUGUGCCGAAAGCAGAAUCGACAGGACUCGAAAACGAGCUAAACGGAAGCUUUGAAAUGAUCAGUAAUGCCGAUGCGCAAGAUCCGCCCACUACUGCCGAUAAUAAUCACAACACAGAAGAUGAUAAUGAUGAUUUUGCAGGCUUCACAGUACCCAAGCAGGUGACGGAGGAACCGGAAAAGAUUCGCAAAUGGCGCGAAGAUCAGAAGGCCCGGCUCGAGGAGAAGGAUCGCGAGGAGGAGCGCAAAAAGGAUGAACUGCGCGAGCAGGCCCGGAAGGAGCUGGAGGAUUGGUACAAACAUCACGAGGAAACCAUCUCGAAGACGAAAGCCGCCAAUAGGGAAUCGGCCAAAAACGCCGAAAAACAGUUCGUGGCCGAGACGGACGAGAUUGAACCGGGCACGGAAUGGGAACGGAUCGCCAAGCUGUGCGAUUUCAACCCGAAGACGAACAAAUCCAGCAAGGACAUCUCACGCAUGCGUUCCAUCAUUUUGCAGCUGAAGCAAAACCCGCUCCAGGCCACCAAGAAGGUUUAAGCGUUUCCGGCGCAAGGAUUCGUCCGCAUACAUAUUACAAUAAUGCAAUUAUUGCGAUAAUAUAACUAUAAAUUAAAAGGCAAAAAAGCGACACCGAUACCGGGUAAGGCAAACAGUACACACAACCAAUAUCGUGGCAAUGCUGUGUAGCGAUUCGGGGAAAGUAUAUAUAAUAGUAUACAUUACCUAUAUUAUACACUGUGUAUAAGUAUAGCUGGUUAAAGCUGUAAACAGAAUUCCUCUCACGUAGACAAACACGCAAACAUUCAAAUGCGGGAAAGCAGUUAUAGACGUAAAAGAAACAUGAAUCGAAGAUAAACGGAGAAAAAAAUAGUGUAAAUGCA